GUUCCAGAAGUUUAUUUAAUUUAGGAUAAAGUUGAUGUUCAGCAGGCUGAUAUAACUCCUCUAAUAUCCACUCUUCUAGGGAAUAAAAUCCCCGUGAACAGUAUGGGUUUACUCCCGCACAAUAUUCUAGAUCUACAUCCACGGGAACUCUCUCUAGCACUGAAAGGGCAGUACACUCAACUUCUAGUUCAGUAUGAAGAACUUAAGUCUGUCCCGGAGAGAGGAUAUUUUCCAACCCUUUUCCAUAAACAAUAUCCAGGGUUCACACAGUACAAUAUCCAGGAGUGUGAAAGAACGAUUGACCGAUUGAUCUCUUCCAGUCAGUACACUCAAUCAAUCAACACAAUCUCCGCCUGUAUCGAAAAGACCUUCUCCGGUAUCACCUACUACCAGAGAUAUCAGGAGAACAUCCUCCGGGUUCUCAUCUCUAUCAGUCUCAUCCUCUCUCUCCUCUUCAACACUGUACUUGUCCUCCAGUUGUUUUCCGGACUUGUUAAAAUGACUGGCCCCUCGUGUAGCAAGUUUAACACUAUGAAUAUGCUGCUCCUCCUGCUGUGUAUGUUCUCCUGGUGGUGUCAGCAGUUACCUCUGCACUUCCUGUUCUACUACACUGCUCCAGUGUAUAUGUUGACCCAGCUGCUAGGCCAGCUAAGCACCUACAAUCAAUCAAUCAAAAUCAACAGAGAGGUCGUCUGUAUCCUUCUGUUUACAGUGUUGAUCUGUGAAUCCGUGGUUUUCUCCUUUUUUGACCGAAGAUGUUUAGCUCUGGGGAUUGGUCUAAUUGCAACCUCUUUUAUAUUCAGGUAUAUUUAUUGCAACCUCUCUUAUUCAGGUAAACUUCUUGCAACCUCUUUUUUAUACAGCAAGAGGAGAAACCUGGUUCAGGGUUUAUCUAUUCUCCUUGCUGGAGGAUUCUCCUGGUUUCCAGCUAUAGAUGGCAGGUUGGUAUUUUCAGGGAUUUAUGUUGGGUUUAUUUAUUGAU
Eurytemora carolleeae is the source of this 982-nucleotide messenger RNA. RefSeq lists its product as uncharacterized. The transcript has 7 exons. Gene Ontology annotation, cellular component: endoplasmic reticulum membrane. Gene Ontology annotation, molecular function: mannose-ethanolamine phosphotransferase activity. Bases 103 to 981 code for a protein of 292 amino acids. Gene Ontology annotation, biological process: GPI anchor biosynthetic process. Lineage: Eukaryota; Metazoa; Arthropoda; Copepoda; Calanoida; Temoridae. The record is from RefSeq and is a predicted model, not a curated record.